AUGGCUUCCAACGGCGCCAACGGAGCAUCUCCGUCACCUCAGGUCCAGCCCUGCAGGUACAAGGUUGGCAAGACGCUUGGUGCCGGUUCCUACUCCGUCGUCAAGGAGUGCGUUCACAUUGACACCGGUCGCUACUAUGCCGCAAAAGUCAUCAACAAGCGAUUGAUGGCCGGCCGAGAGCACAUGGUCCGCAAUGAAAUCGCAGUCCUGAAGAAGGUCUCCAUGGGCCACCAGAACAUCCUUACACUUGUCGACUACUUUGAGACGAUGAACAACCUCUACCUCGUGACCGACCUGGCUCUCGGCGGCGAGCUCUUCGACCGCAUCUGCCGCAAAGGCUCAUACUACGAAUCCGAUGCCGCAGAUCUUAUUCGGGCGACGCUCUCCGCCGUUGCUUAUCUGCACGACCAUGGCAUCGUCCACCGCGAUCUGAAGCCCGAGAACCUCCUGUUCCGUACACCAGAAGACAAUGCAGAUCUCCUGAUUGCCGAUUUCGGACUGAGCCGCAUUAUGGAUGAGGAGCAGUUCCACGUGCUGACCACGACAUGCGGUACCCCUGGCUACAUGGCCCCCGAGAUCUUCAAGAAGAUUGGUCACGGCAAGCCUGUAGAUGUAUGGGCGCUCGGUGUCAUCACCUACUUCCUUCUGUGCGGUUACACGCCAUUCGACCGCGAUAGCGAUUUUGAGGAGAUGCAAGCUAUCUUGAACGCCGACUACAGCUUCACCCCCUUCGACUACUGGCGGGGUGUUUCCGAUCACGCCAAGGAUUUCAUUCGUCGCUGCCUCACUAUUGACCCGAACAAGCGCAUGACGGCGCACGAAGCCCUGCAACACCCCUUCGUUGCCGGCUACCUCAACAACGGCGAGGGCGAAGGCCAGAACUUGCUGCCCACUGUCAAGAAGAACUUCAAUGCUCGUAGGACGCUGCAUGCUGCAAUUGAUACAGUUCGUGCCAUCAACAAGCUUCGCGAGGGCCAGAGCAAUCUGAUGGACGGGGCCAAGUCGAAAGAGCCCGGACGUGGUGCUGCCGCACUCAAGACCCAGCAAAACGCAAGGAAGGACGAUAGCGCCAUCAGCCUCGGCAACGGGGCCCACAAGGACUCAGGCUAUGGAACGCAACCCGAAGCCGAUAGCAGCCAGAAUGAUGUGGUCAUGUCCGAUGCAGGCCCGGCACCCAGCAGUGUCCCAGCAAGUUUGCGGCCAGGCAGUGAGCAGAACAAGGUCGUGGAGACGAGCAAAGGACUGUGGAGUGGUCCAGCAUUGCGGCGAUAG
This is a messenger RNA of Colletotrichum abscissum, 1272 nucleotides long. RefSeq lists its product as uncharacterized. Gene Ontology annotation, biological process: protein phosphorylation; cellular response to oxidative stress. The record is from RefSeq and is a predicted model, not a curated record. Lineage: Eukaryota; Fungi; Ascomycota; Sordariomycetes; Glomerellales; Glomerellaceae. Gene Ontology annotation, molecular function: calmodulin binding; calcium/calmodulin-dependent protein kinase activity; ATP binding. The coding region runs from base 1 to 1272 and encodes 423 amino acids. The transcript has 2 exons.